AUGUAAAAGCCCACCCAUUACACAUAUUCUUAAUCAUGUUGGAUAGUAUUUUAUCCAUAUGCUAUAAUUACUGCAUUAUGGAUACCAUUGACACUCCUUGUAGAAUAAUACAUUAAAAAUGAAUUGAUUGUAACAUUUGUUGUUGAUUUGAUUGCAACUUCUAUUGUAUUUAUUCAAUCUUACAGAUAUAAUAAUACCUCGAUAUAUGAUUUCUAUUGGUAAAUUCCUGGAUUUUAUUUGAUUAUUUAUUGGGUAUUUAGAACACCAUAUCAACCAAACAUAUGGGUGAUUAUUGUGCCAUUUGCCUAUUUUAUUAGACACAAUUACAAUUUUCUAUCAUUUUGGCCGGGCUUAACAUACGAAGAUUUUAGGUAUCCAGUAUUUAGAAAAAAAUUAAACAAUGAAUUUAUAUAUUGGGUAUUCAGUUAUUUAGGGUUACAUGUUGGACCUACAUUAAUGGUCUACUUUGGAUUAUUUCCAACAUAUUAUGCCUUAUUUGAUAGUGAUCAAGACUACAACCCAUUUAUCUUUUAUUUCGGAGUCAUCUUCUCAUUUUCAGCCUUAACAAUAGAGACUAUAGCAGAUUUAUAAUUAUUCCCUUGGAGAUCUAAAAAGACAGAAGAAUUUAUUGAUGAAGGAUUGUGGAGAUAUUCAAGACAUCCUAAUUAUUUCGGCGAAUGCAUGUUUUGGUGGGGAAUAUUUAUUAUGACAUUAUCAUUUGGUUUCUAAUAUUGGUUUACAAUAAUAGGAGCAGUCAUAAUGCAAUCCUUAUUUCUAUUUUAUUCAAUUCCAGAGAUGGAGAAACAUAUUUUACGAAAGAGACCCAAAUAUUACAUCUAAUAAAAGAGAGUAAGUGUUUUCAUACCAUGGUUCAGAAAUGAAAAUAUUAAAUGAUAUGUAUAUUAUGUGGGGAUAUAAAAAUAAGAAGCAUAUGAAAGU
Paramecium tetraurelia is the source of this 939-nucleotide messenger RNA. RefSeq lists its product as uncharacterized. The record is from RefSeq and is a predicted model, not a curated record. Gene Ontology annotation, cellular component: membrane. Gene Ontology annotation, molecular function: oxidoreductase activity, acting on the CH-CH group of donors. Gene Ontology annotation, biological process: lipid metabolic process. NCBI's taxonomy places the organism in Eukaryota, Ciliophora, Oligohymenophorea, Peniculida, Parameciidae. The transcript has 3 exons.